GUUCCGAAGAUGAUCGAAGGUCUUACAGGUUUGGAACGACAUGAGGGUGAGUAAUUAAUGACAGAAAUUUCAUUUUUGGGUGAACUAACCCUUUAAAGGUUCUUUGGGGUUCUUUCCCCUUGUGUAGUUUCCUUUUCAUAUUUGAUGUAACUCAUGCUAGUAUGCUUGCUUAACCAUGUUAAUAAUUUGUUGGAAAUCUUUUACCAUGUCUUCAUCUUCAUUUGUGCUACAUUUCAAGUGCCUUUCAUGUGUUCAACACUUUGUUUACCUUUGACCCAGACUUUCAAUCUUAAACCAUGAAAAUCCACCAUAACAUAAUUAUAAAUACUUUUUAACUCCGCCUUUAAAUGAGCCAAACAAGGGUGAAAUAAUGAUAAACCAUUUAGCUAUUUAUUGUGUGAAAAUAAACCAUUUUGCCACUAAUUAUGGCCGUCCUUUAAUUAGGCUCUGACGUCAUUUCCAUCACAAUGAACCAUUUUGCCCCUAUAAAGUUUAAUCAAAAGUUACUUAUUUACCAUUAGUGUGAGUGAAGAACAUGAGAUGAAAUAUGAGACAUAUGAUGUGUGAAGAGAAAAACAAAGACAAACCACAGUAAAUAUCGCUUGUGAACAGUUUUUAUAUUCUUGUAGAGAAAACUUAACUUCUUUGUAGCUGAAAUGAUGUAUUGACCAAUCAGCAUCCUAGGCUAUCCAUUUUAUAUAUUUUUAUUCUAUAUAAAGACAUCAUUCUUCUGGUGGAUGUUUCUUCUCUAGAGGUCUAUAUAUAGCUGAUGUCUUCACCAGUAGAAUGAGCCCCAGAUGAAGGUUUUCGGGCAGCAGGAAGUGACAGUGUGGCGUGUUUUCACUGUUUUCCUGCUGUUUGCCGUUCAAGUGGAGUGACAAAUUAGCAGUGCAAAGCCAUUAUAGGGCUCCUCUGUGACUGUUUAUCUUUCUGUGGGACUCUGUCUUUGUCAUUCACACACUUUUUCUCUCGGCUUCCUGUCUGUCUCUCUUUCCAGUUUGUCUCUGUCUCUCUUACAACAAAGCAAGGACUGCUGAUUGCCAUUGCAGUCAUUUUUGAUGGGAUGACUUCCGAUAAAUAAACAGGCUGAGUGUGUGAGAGUGUGUCCACCUGCUGUCUUUUCAGAGCAGACAGCUGUGGUCCUCGUGCAGACGGAUGAGGGAACCGGAGGGUCUCGCUGAAGGGGGCGCCAUGCUUUGAGCCUAAUGGAGCCUGAAGCAUCACAACGGAUGUGACUGGAAUGAGAACCGACCGCAGCAGCUGCGGCAGUGAGGUCCUGGUGUGCGACUGGUGUCCUAAAAUAACCAGCACACGAUUCUAAGUGGGUCAGAGCAGGAAGUGGAUGCCAAAGGCCUACACAUGCACCAGUGGGUAUACUGUGCUACAUCCUGGUCAUUUUCCCUGCAAGCAGUUGUGAAGAAUGAUACAGUGUCUGGUUAAUGCAGAUUUCUGGCUGUGUUGUUUUAUCAACAAGUCUGCAGGUACUGACAUCGCUCACAUGUUCUCCAUCUGGUUGGCACUGAUAAGAACUUUCAAAGGGCUUCUGGGUAAUAGUCUUCACAGACUUAAAAAGCUGGGACGUAAUGUAUUCAGGUUGAGAUGGCCCUGCCGGCAGCCUGCGUCUCCUGCCCUGCACAAUCAGCUGUGAAGUGUGCGGCUGUCAGAGGAGAAUGUCUCUCUGAGACACAUGAUUCACUCUGCACCCCCAUUUCAGAGAGAGAAACAAAAUGGCUGCUCUCAGGGCCAGAGGGGGAGCCAAAAAUCAUCACAGCAAACUGAAAAUUGCGGCAGAGAUUGAAUGGAAAAAUACUGUUUCACGCUUCCGGAUUAAACCACUUCAAUUUAGAUAUCAUGUUGGUUUCUAUUGGAACUGUUUUAUUAUCAAAUAUUUGCAUAUAUGAUGAGAUGUUGAUAUCAGUACAGAAAUAUUGGUGAAUCUUAAUAAACCUAUCAAAAACAUAUCUAGGUUAGAUUUCAAUCCAAAAUCAAAAGAAAAAAAUAAGAAAUUAUACUUUGCUUCAUAAAGAAAAUGAAGCAUGUUUUUGCACUGUUUGCAUUUUCAUAACCUUUCGAAAAAUUUCCAAAAAAAUAAAUCUAUAUUAAUCAAAUUGCAGAGUAUUUAAAUAUAGUAGUAUUUAUUGUACUGCCAUUAAUUAGCAAUGAAUUAUAGAAAUUAUGGGAACUACCAUUGCAAAUAAUAAUGAAAAAACAUUAUACCACAGUAAAACAUCUAAAUGCAUUACAGUAAUGAGAAUAUGCGGAGGCAGUUUUGAUGUUUGUUUUGUUUUUUGUUUUUUCAUGGCAUGUUUCAUGGAAUGUUAUACUAACUGCUAGUGUAUUCGGUGGUUGUGUCUUCUCUGGGUGUGGUCUGUAACCAUGUUUGCAGACUUCCCCUCAUGCUCAGAGGCUUGUGGAGUGUAAAAAGGACACAACCUCUAUUUUCUGGGUCAUGAGCUACGGUUUAUGCCCCAGGUGUCAACUUCGCAAGGUGCAUGAUGGGAUGCCAGAUUGUAUAGAUAUUACGUGCAGGGAGGCAGGAGGGGGUGUAUAUCUGGAAUUUUCCAGAAAGUCUCAAUAACUUCCCAGGCUUUAUAUAGUUGUAUGUGCAUAACACUGUAAAAGUCAGUGACUCUUCUGCAUUAGCAUCCUGUAGAUUUAAAUUAAUUGGAGUUUGUAUCACAUUUUGGUUAUACACAAAAAAUAAUUUGUUGCAAAUUCCCAUUAGUUCCCAUUAUAUAAUUAUAUAAUUAUUUUAUUUAUUUAAUUUCUUUUUCAGUUUAAUGUGUAUUAAUAUUUAGCGCAAUUAACGCAUCCAUUUUUUCUCUGUCAUCCUUUGGCUGUGGUACAGUAUAUGAUUAUGCUAUCAUUCAUUCAAGUGUUAGUAAACCAUUCAAGCAUUACAAGAUGCAAAAAAAAACCCCUCAAAUCUGUACUGGGGGCUGCCUGUGAAGCGGAUCUCUGUGAACAAACACCCGAAACAUACGCACAGAAUGCCGUUUCAGACAGUGCUCCAGUACCUCAUUGAGUUCUCCUUCACGCUUAAAGAACGGACAAAAACACAAAAUUAUGUCAAAGUUCCCAUUUAGUCGAGUAUCCUCGUAAGCUCAGUCUUAAAUCAGCUAAAAAGUGUGUAGGAUUUCUGUCAGAUCAGUGUCAUGUAUACUUCAGGUCUUAAAGUGAUAGCAGCCUAAUAAACCUGUUAGGGAUGCACCAAUACCAAUUUUUAAGGACUGAGUACGAGUACCAAUACUUUUUUUCUAGUACUCACCAAUACCGAUACCAAUGCCUAUACAUUUAUUAAUUUCUCUCUCUCUCUUUUUUUUUUUUUUUUUUUUUUGGUGAUGUUGCAGUUUUCCAAGCACAACACAGUGAGACUAAUGAAUGUAGGGCAGCUUCUUCAUUAUUACUCUAAUGAAAAAAUAAUUUUUAUGUGCUUCUCACAAACUUAAAGAACAAAAAUUUCACAGUGUCCAAUAACUUUCAAAGGGCAUAAUUACCAAUAUAUAUAAUUGUUGUUAUAUAAAAAGAAAUUUACAAACAAAUUCCAAACAAUACAAACUGCCGCCGGUGUCUCUGUGCACGGAAAAUUCUGUCAGUUACGUCACGUGAGGUAUCGGUCUUUGGUAUCAAGGGUAUUUUUACGAGUACAAGUACAUGAGCUUGUGCUGCGUUCCAGGUAGGUUUUUGAGCCCGCAAGUCACGACUUCAAACCACGACUCACGACUUUGUAGCCUUCCAGGCAAGUCGACGCCAAACUGCCUGAGUGUAAACAAACCAGCAUGGCUGACCGUACGGGGCUUAUGCUCAUUUACAAUCAUUUCUAUGGCCAAAAGUGCUUACUCCUUGCUUAUUUGAGGAAAAACGGCACAUAAGGCAAGAGAAGCUGUUAUUCCAGUGCACUUUCACGGGUAGAAGGUUGGAAAAACACGGCUUACGGGUUGCCUGGAACGCAGCAUUGGUAUCGGUGCAUCCCUAAAACCUGUCAGUAAUCAAAGAGAAAAUCACUCACUGCUCUUGACUAAAAAACUUUUGUAGCUUUAAAAAGGAUUACUCUAUAUUCAAUUUAUAAUUUAUGCAGUGAAGUAUGUGCAGUGUUUGAUCAUUCAGUUUCUGUAGCCUAUGUUUAGGCUUACCUGUUAGACCUACCUGAACAUCUUAAAGCACUGCUUACAAGGUUACAUCGGUCAAAAACAAUAACUUUUUUGUGCAUUUUAGCAGGGCAGGUAAAAAUCUGAACCUGACAUUUAUUUAACAGUGGAUUUAUGUGAAACUUGUUUUAAGUUCCCUUAAAUUAAAAGUUAUAUUUUUCAGUUAUAUAACAUUUUUCUAUUAUACUGUAAUGUAGAAUGGCUAUAAUUAAUGGCUAAAAUUGGGAAUAAAAAAAAUCCAUUUAAAAGUAUCAGUACUAGUAUCAGUGAUACUGGUCUUCAUUUAUAGUGCUUAAUAAAAAUAUGCUAUUAAACAAAUAUUUGAAAUAUACUCUCUUUAUGUUGUUUCUACAUAAUUUUGGAGAUUCAAUGUGAAAGUAUUAUAAUAUAAAAAUAUAUUAAAAACGUUAAUGUUAGAUUUGAUUAAUCGCAAAUAAUUACAGAAAAAUGGGUGAUUAAUUAAUUUUGUUUAUGUGUGUGUGUGUGUGUGGAAAGCAAUGCUUACAAUCAGCAAGACAAAGAAGGCUGAUGACAUAUUAUGCAAAAAAAGCAGCAAAACGCCCCUUUCCACCUCCUCGACCCAGUUGGCUCCAAGCACUAUGACGAAAGACAGAACAGACGUCAGCAAAGAACAAGUACGUAGAGAGAUUUCUCUCAGUCCCCCCUCACCACUUCUUUUUUUAGUCAGAGACAUAAGGAGGUUUCGUUUCUUUAUUAUUACAACCCAGCCCUUUUUUAGUAUAUGUGUGACAUUGUGUUCUGAAAAACAUUGCCUGGUGUUCUCUCUGAGGAGUUAAUGACAGGGAAAAUUAGAGGACUGAAAUGAUGUCAACUGCCGGUCAUUAUCAGCCAAUCACAGCCUGUCAUAUCAGCCAAUACAGAUAGAUGGGGUGCAGAGUGGUAACCAAUGGAAACAUGUUGGUUUGUGCUUGUGUACAUGGUGGUGCCUUAAAACACAAUGCCUCGCAGUGAGGAGCGAUGGGAUUUCAGCGGGUAAGGGGCAAUGAUUUGCUUUUUAAGCGCUACAUGAUCCUGUUAAUGGUCUUCGGAAGGCAUAAUCGUGCCCUUUGCGAGGAAAAGGGAUAAGCAGAUGCCAUAUUCUUUACUUUCUCUCGGUUUGACCCUUACGAUAAGCCUGGUUAAUGACACGCUGAUGGGCUCACCUGUUCAGCCACAAAGGAAACGUCUGAUGUUUGGGUUUUAAGAGCAUGUGCGAGCGCUGUAACAGCACGUGCUCUGUGAACCAAUUGGGAUACUGAAAAUAAAACAACAUUUUCCUGGAGAAAAUAUGAGUGGUGCAAAACUCGCUACUAUGAGAGGGUGUUGUGGUUUCUAGGUGAGAAAAGAGCCCAUUUUCAAGUCUUUAUGGUAUUUUAUUUCCUAGAUGUGGUUCAGGUCCCUCCUUCAGUGUAAGUUUAUGGAUUUUAUUUUUUUUUUGUCGGUUAUAUUAUCCACUAGAAGAAAAUCGUAAAAGCCAUUCACACAGAACAUGUUUUUGCAUUGAAAAAUGUGAGAUGUGAGCUGUGGAAUAAUAAAAAAGGCUUAUGCUGCCUUCACGUGCUAUCAGAAAAGUCCUACUUCCCACUUCUGAAGUUGUGAUUAUGAGCUCGUCACAUUGAAGUGCUUUGUUUUCGGAAAGAACAGGAAUCAUGGAGGACACCAGGUUUAUUUUUGCCUGUUUAUUGGGAAAAUCUUAUUAAAGCCAAAAUGAUAUUUAGCGUCCCAUUCAUUGCCAACUAUAUAAAGAGAUAGUCAACUAUUCUAGAUAGUCAGCUUGCUGACAAUUUUGGAAUUUUGGUCAAAUACAGGCUAUUUUCACUGUGUAUAAAACAUAUAGUAUGCUUCAAAUGGUUAUUCAUAGGCCUAUAUGUAAAUAUGCACUACUUUAACGACAAGAUGAGGCGAUGUAGCUGUAGUGGGAAAAAAAAAACUAAUAAAAGAAUACCAGUCACAGCAGCAAACGUUCUCCCCUCUGCCAUGUUUAAAGUUUAUGGCCAGUCUAACUUGGGAACUUGGGUCUUAAAAUUAUCCCACAACUUCCCAGUGGUAAAUAUGACUUGAGAGGGUGUUCAUGUCCAAUUUUUAACUAGGAAACUCUUAUUUAUGGCUAAUUCCAAUAGCACAUGAAGGCAGCAAUAUAUAACUUGAGCAGCAUAUUUUUUAGAAUGUCAUGUCAUAGGGCUGCCCUCGACUAAAGAUUUUUCUGUUUGACUAGAAGUCGUUAAUUUUAAGCGAUUAGUCGACUAAUCGCAUGUUUAUUAAUAAACCAUAUAAACCAUAAUAAUGAGCCUUUAAUGUCUACAUAGCCUAAUCAGCGCUAAAGCGCACGCAUAAAGCUUGCCACAUCACACCGGCAGAAGUAAUGAUUAUGAAUGCGUUGGGGAAAAACAGCAAGGAGAUUGCUUUAACAUUUUAAUAAUUAAUUGAUAAACUAGUGUUUUCUGUGUAUUUGGGCUGCAAUGAUGAGGUUGGCGAUGCUGACUCGUCAUCUCCGCAGUAGUGCACGCGGCUAUAUAUGCAUGUUUCAUACGGAUUACAUAACCUGAGAAUAUUUGUUUUCCAUUUGAAUUGGUUCAUUUAAAAGCAGACAUUUUGCUUUCUAUUGAUAUAUUUUACAUGUCUGUGAGGUAAGUAAGUUUACAUGGAGUUUCGGUUCUUUUUUUUUUUUGUCACGCUCAAGUUUGCAGAGAGAGACGGCAGAAAGCGCACCCUGUUUGCUUUCAUUAUUUUACAAAAGCACAAUGUUUUGUUGUUAUUGUAAGUGCACACAAAUGAAAGUAGACUCUUUACAGAUUCAAAAGCUGUAUUACUCUUACCUGUAUGCCAAAAAUGGAGUAUUUUAAGUGCAAGUGAUAGCACUGGUGCCUCCAUGUUAGCUGUUAUGCAGUAAGCAUGCUACUAUUCAGCUUUCACACUCCACAGAAACACUUGAAUAGCCCACGUUUUUCUAGGUUAACGUUAAAGCGAACAGCCAUGUAAAGUUGCUACUACUUACAUGUAUCAGAUGAUAAGCCACAUUUGAGGUCUAUUAAAGGGUUAGUUCACCCAAAAAUGAAAAUAAUAUCAUUUAUUACUUACCCUCAUGCCGUUCCACACCUGUAAGACCUUCAUCUUCGGAACGCAAAUUAAGAUAUUUUUGUUGAAAUCCGAUGGCUCAGUGAGGCCUCCAUAGCCAGCAAUGACAUUUCCUCUCUCAAGAUCCAUUAAUGUACUAAAAACAUAUUUAAAUCAGUUCAUGUGAGUACAGUGGUUCAAUAUUAAUAUUAUAAAGAGACGAGAAUAUUUUUGGUGCGCCAAAAAAACAAAAAAAAUAACGACUUAUAUAGUGAUGGCCGAUUUCUAAACACUGCUUCAUUAAGCUUCGGAGCGUUAUGAAUCUUUUGUGUCGAAUCAUGAUUCGGAUCGCGUGUAAAACCGCCAAACUGCUGAAAUCACGUGACUUUGGCGCUCUGAACCGCUGAUUCGACACAAAAGAUUCAUAACGCUCCGAAGCUUCAUGAAGCAGUGUUUUGAAAUCGGCCAUCACUAUAUAAGUCUUUAUUUCGUUUUUUUUGGCGCACCAAAAAUAUUCUUGUCGCUUUAUAAUAUUAAUAUUGAAGCGCAACGGUCAAAGACAUUUGUCAUUGCAUAUUUAGAUAGAUAUAAAAACAAUGGAAUGCAAAAACAAGUUCUGUGUGAGUUAUUAUAACUCAUUAUUUGAGGUAUUAUUCAUGCCUGUAGCUGAAAGGAUGGAGGAUGAGUUUUACCCUGAAUUUGAACGGCAGUAUAGGCAAUAGUGCCGCUUGCAUUAGACUACCACUGAUACUACAAUUCUGUGUGUAACCUUUUGCUUUCAGUUGAAAAGACUGAAAUGGAAUAUUUCUGUAGCUGUACCCAUAAAUGAGUUUCUAGCAUGGAUACUAUUUCUGUCCGUUUUUGUGGUGUUUUCCAUUGAUUGUGUCAAAUGCGAUUACCUCACGGUGGCGUAUCUGCAGGAGGGAGUAGUGAAAUAUAAACGUGAAUCUGGCUGGCUGUUGGUCGUGCUCAGGCGAGGUGACUCAGAUAGCUGAGAGACAAAUCAAACCGGGGAAAGAACUAGAUGAGACGGCUGGAAAAUCCUCCCUCAGGCCUGGGGGAAGCGUGAACCAACCAACCAACCCACACAUUCAUAAUGUCAUUUCUUAUGAUUUAGGCAGCAAUGUAGAGGUCCAGCAAAAGAUGACACCCAAAUACAUGUUUUGAUAGGAUUUGAUUUUGAUUAUUCCUAAUUAAUGGUUUGCACUAAGAUAAGCAUAAUUUUCUUUAGCUCAUUCUUAGGGUAAGAUGUUUGUUCAAAUCACUAACCCUGAGUACUGAAAUUUGCUGUGUAACUCACCCUGCAGCGUUUGUGCUACAUGAAUGAUGCGUCAAAUUGUAGGGCUUGUUGAGGAGAGGUUUACAUUUCUGAGCUUUCAGAGAUCGGACAAUAAAACAGGUGAAAAAAUCCCAUAGACCCAUAGCCAUAUCUAGAGACCAGAAUAUCAUAGAUCAAGGGUGUCCAAUCCUGCUCCUGUUGGGCCACUUUCCACAUAUUAUCUGAGUAGGUACUACUCCUAUUCAUUUGUCUAUACUCUCACUAGUCCUUAAUCCCUCCCUGUUCUAGCUUGUACUCCAUUACAGUUAGUAGUUCUCGUGUUUAUUGCCUCUUUAAAGGGUUAGUUCACCCAAAAAUGAAAAUUCUGUCAUUUAUUACUCACACUCGUGUCGUUCCACAUCCAUAAGACUUUCGUUAAUCUUCUGAAGUCUGAGAGGUUUCUAUCUCUCCAUAGAGAUCCAAUGCAACUACCACUCCAAGGUCCACUCGUGUCACUUCAUAAAAUUGAGUUUAAGCCACUGGAGUCACAUGGAGUACUUUGAUGAUGUCUUUUUCCUACCUUUCUGGACCUUGGAGUGGUAGUUGCGUUGGAUCUCUAUGGAGAGAGAGAAACCUCUCAGACUUCAGAACACAAAUUAAGAUAUUUUUGAUGAAGAUGAACGAAGGUCUUGCGGGUGUGGAACGACACGAGGGUGAGUAAUUAAUGACAGAAUUUUCAUUUUUGGGUGAACUAACCCUUUAAGAUGAAUCGCUUGUUGUAUUCCUCAUUUGUAAGUUGCUUUUAGAUAAAAGUGUCUGCUAAAUGAUUAAAUGUAAAUUUAAUGUAAUUAUAUUUGAUGAGGACUGAACUUUACACACUAACAUCAUGGUGACGACUUUCAUGAGCAACAACGACAAUUUUUUAACAACACUGGUGUUAGUCAUAUUGCAGAAUUCAUAAUGCUGGAGUAAGACUCAUCCUUCUGGUGGAUUAAUAUGGAUAAAGUGUUAUACAACUCUGAAGGCUUGAUGAGCCAUUUAGCUACACUCUGUCAAGGGCCUCUCACUGACACAUAACAUCAUUUCCAGCUAUCUACUUAGUUGUCAACUCGGUAGAAAUGCAAAACCAGAGGUUGUGAAAAGGCAUAACUGUACUUGGACAUGGUUUAUGACGUUUUUUGUUGCUUUAAUUAAUAUUUAAAAGUCCACGUUGAGAGCUCUUGUCCAAAUUCGCAAUGACCUAGGUUUAGUUAUAGCAGGGAAGGGCCACCUUUCAGCAGAUUUAGCUCUAGCUCAUAUUAAACACACUUGAACCAUGCUAAUAAAAGUCUUCAGGAUCACUAGAAACUUGAGGUGUGCUGGAGCUAAACUCUGCGGGAAAGUGAUCUUUCAGAAGCCGACUGCACACCCCUGAGUUACAGACUGGGAAUUUUGAUGGCAAUUAUAAAAGUAAGGCAUGUUUAACCUUGUUAAUUCACUGUUUUCUCCCAUAAGCUGGGGAUUUAUUCGGGGAUAUUAAAGGCUUGAUCAAAUCAUUAAAGAAAUGAUGAACAAUUUCCUGUGGAAACUGCAAGUUCACUUAAUAUGUAGAUGAAAUGUAGAAUUCAAUUUGUACAUCAAAGAUGUCUAUAAAUAUAGAUUCAAUCAAGGCACUGCAUAAUGACUUCAAACAAACCAGAUCAAAUGCAGUAAAAUUCAACAGCCCGUGUUAACCAGCCUCACAAAUGAAGCACAGACUAAAUGUGGGUAUGUGUUUCACAGUGUGAUUUGUCUGAAUUUUGUAGGGUUAAUGUUUGUUUUGUUUAUAUUAAUCUAAUUUGCAGUAGUGUGCUGGGUUUUGUACUGGGAUUAUUAAAAGUGGUUGUAUCUCUAACUAACCUUAAAGUAGUGAUGUAACUGAAGUAGUUAUAUUUUGGUUGGAAAUUGCAUGGCCAAAUUUCAUUUCUAAAUGAGUUUUGUAUGGAUGAAUUGUUCACAAUAAGAUCAUUGCAUAUGUUUAGAAAAUAGAUCAGGUGAAUUUACAUUUCAUGCCAACUUUAACUUUCCAAAACUGUCAGGUGAACCAGACACUAGAUAUUAGGGCUGCACGAUUAUGACAAAAAUCAUAAUUGUCGAUUAUUCUCUUGAAAUUGUAAUUGCAAUUAUUAAUUACGAUUAUCACAGUUUACAUUGAAUGAUGUAUUGAAUAGCUUUACACCAUUGUUUGAAGCAACUGCAUGCCAUAUUUUUGUAUAAAAAUAAAAAAACAGUCUGAAAACACUCUUCCUGAAAUGUUUUAUUGUUUUUCUAUAACAUUAAACCUCAAAUGUCAACUAUACAUUGGUUUGGUUUCUUUUUUAAAUAAUAAUAAAAAGUAUUAUUAUGGUAUGCAUGGUAUAAUAAUAGGGGCUUUUGCUUCGGGUUGUUCUUGGAACUUGGAUAUAGGAACUAGGCCACCAGUGUAUUUCCCUGAGAACUAAUGUUCCCCUAGGGCCUGAAGUGACAUAAACUGCGCUUGUUGUUGUUACUUCUAUUUUGACGGCGCGGCGGACUUUUAUUUUGACAGCGCUGAGAACAGUUUAGACAGAUCCUGAGCACACAGUGCUCACAUUCUCUGUCUUCAUUAGUUUACGAUCUGUUUAACAGUCCUGUCUAAUACGUUAUUAGAUAGAACUGUUAUACAAAGAAAGUAGACCGUAUGAAAAAGUAUUAGCUUUUGCCGUGUGGUUGAUUCCCAAUGUCGCUAGCUUAGCAGAAAUACUUAAUCUUGUUUUGCUUGGUCUGCUCAAAGUCGCGCUGGAUUUUCUCCUUAACAUAAGGAUGAAAGGUCCCAUUGCUGUUUUUCAUGAUUGUAGAGUUAGUUUGUGGAAUAAAUACAUAGGCUGUGUACACAGCUUUUUAAAAAUGGUGGGUACUGGUGUUUCACAUGCGUUUGACAUAUCAGUGUACACCUACAUCAUUGGUAGCUCCUUUUGUGCUAGAUUAGACCUUUUACAUUCUGAAGUAGUCGUGAUUCACCUCUCGCGAUGUAACAUGCUCUAAACACACCUUAAACACGCAGCAUAAUGUAAGUGGAUAUUUUUCCUUGUAAUCGCGCCUUUGAACGAUUACGAAAUCGUGGCAUAGAAAUCGCAAUUAGAAAUUCGAUUAAUUGUGCAGCCCUAAUAGAAAUGUUUGUGUGGAACUAGAGUCUGUAAUGUGAGAAUUUGUAAAUUGAAGAUUUCCCUAUGCGCUUAUCAGCAAAAGACAUCACUUUACUAAUUCUCACCAGUACUUUAGUGAGAUGCAGUUAACACCUGCUUUUAAUUAUCAAACAUUUACAAAAUGAUAUUUUAUUAGCAAGAAAACACUAACAUUUGAGAGAAAGUAAAGAGACAGAAUUCUAAUGUCAGAAAUCUGAAAGUAAUGUAAUAUGAUAUUAGUGGUCAAAUUGAUCUGCUUGUGUGAAUAGGGAUCUUAUAAAGCAGUACAUCUGCUAUCUCCAGCAGCAGCUGGGGGGAGUCAUGCUCCAGUAGGCCCUCACAAUGGUGAGCAGAUUUAGCGGCGCUCCAGCAGGAACACAUUCAUCUCACGUCCCCCCGCACGACAAUGGCCUCAUCAUUGGCCACAUCAGUCUAUUGACGCGUGCCUGCAACCUUCAGUGCCCAUCAAACCUGCUAAGAGAAUCUAUGGCUUUUCACAAAUCUUUUACGAACACACUGUCUCUAUCAUAGCAGAAGUAGUAAAAAUAUAAGAGAAUUUAGAAUUUCAGAAUUCAGAAAUCAAUCUUCAGGUUGACGUCUUUGUUUAUUAACAGCAUUUUAAUGAAGGCUGAUCAGUUGAUUAGCAAGUGUAAUGGAGGUCAGCUAGUAAAGGUUGGUUUGAAUCCUGCUCGGAGAUGUGCUAGUAGGACCAGUUACAUUGGUAUCGUGACCCAGAUAGGAGGGAGGUUUAGGGGGGCGAGUGUAAUGGAGGUCAGCUAGUAAAGAGCUAUACAAGUAAACCUAACUCUUCUGGCUUCAAGAGGCACACUAGCGACUGAGGCUAGAGGAUUCGGUCUUUAAUGUCCUUGUUAACGCGCCGGCCUCCCAUGCCGGUGACAUUUGUUUGAAUCCCACUCAGAGCGGUGCUAGUAGGACCAGUUACAUUGGUGCCGUGACCAAGUUGGGAGUGAGGUUUAGGGGGGUGAGUGUAAUGGAGGUCAGCUAGUAAAAAGCUGUGCAAGUAAACCUCACUCCCCUGGGCUCAAGAGACACACUAGUGACUGAUGCUAGAGGCUGCAGUCUUUAGCGUCCUUGUUAGCGCGCCUGCCUCCAAUGCCGGUGAUAUUGGUUUGAAUCCCUAUUGGAACAGUGCUAGUAGGACCAGUUACAUUGGUGCCAUGACUGAGUUGGGAGUGAGGUUUAGGAGGUGAGUGUAAUGGAGGACAGCUAGUAAAAAGCUGUGCAAGUAAACCUCAGUCUCCUGGCCUCAAGAGGCACACUAGUAACUAAUGCUAGAGGCUGGGGUCUUUAGCAUCCGUUAGCACGCCCGCCUCCAGUGUUGGUGACACUGGUUCGAAUCCUGCUCGGAGUUGGUGUGAGUAGGACCACUUAUAUAAGUAAUGAGUUUCAGGAGUGAACACAUUAACUUCCAAAUGUCUCAAAUGGAUUGGUUACAAUAUAGGCCUUUAUCAGACUGGAAUUUUUCAGAGCCAAUUUUUUUCAGUAAACCCAUUAGAAAGUUUUUACUACACAGUUCCUACAGUUCCAGUUGUAUGAGUUCCUACAAUGUUAAUUGUACAAAAAGUACAAUUAUUAAAAAAGAAGUAAGCAUGAAGGUUUACCUUUAAACAUAUCCAUCCCUGGGGUGUAAGCAGAUCGUACAAAAGAAUGCGAUCAUACAAAUUCAUACGGAUUAGCCACCAAUUUGCCAAAAUGUUAAAUAGUUAGUAAUUGCCAUGAGAUUCUGUUGAAAGAUCCCAUUCAUCAUGUGUCUCCUCUAGUAUUAAGUUUCAGAAGAGAUUCCAAUAAUGUCUCAAAGUUUGUUUGGAUUUGGUAAGAUAAGUCUUCAAUCAGUUGCCAGAGAUCGCAAUCAUUUCUCAUCAAAUCUUCCAUGAUCUAAUAUCUGAGCUAUGCUAUCCAAAUUUAUUUUAUAACUCUAGACUCUUAUUGUAUGUCAAGAAUUGUUUCACUUGUGUCCUUUUUUGUUUGUUUAUUUUUGUUGAGAAAUUUUUGGAUAAACAUCAGUAAACGUAAAGCUUAAAUAAAACAUAACUGAACUGCAAGUGAAGUCUCUCAUGCUAUUCAAGAAUGCCUGAGCAAUGUGUCAUAAUGCAUGUUUUUCAUUUCAGAUGUGUUGUCCUUGUUUCCCAAUGGGUGAACUUCUUAUACAUUCUCACCCAAAUGACAUUUUAUGAUGGAGCUGUUCUGAAUGACGGUUAUUAUAAUGAUUAUCUGGUCUUGAGUCCAGUGUGUGGGCUAAGAUGCUUUCACCCACUGAAGCCACUUCACUUUGGAUGAGAUAAUUGUGUUAAAAGCAGCCACACAUAUCCAAAUCGCUCAGUGCAGAACUGUCCAACCAUGUCCGGAGACAGCUGCAUUCACCUCUGGAGAUCGUUCGGGAAGAUGUUUCCUCGCUCAGGGAAAUCCAUCGUCUUUGACAGCUUUCCAGAUCCAUCAGACACCUGGGAGAUCAUUGAGACUAUUGGUAAAGGGACUUAUGGGAAAGUUUAUAAAGUGCUUAACAGGGUCAAUGGCAGCAAAGCCGCCGUCAAAAUACUGGAUCCAAUCCAUGAUAUUGAUGAGGAAAUUGAAGCUGAGUAUAACAUCCUGAAAGCUCUCUCAGACCACCACAAUGUCGUCAAGUUCUUUGGAAUGUUCUACAAGAAGGAUGUCAAGAACGGGGACCAGCUAUGGCUAGUGCUAGAGCUGUGUAACGGAGGGUCUGUCACAGAUCUGGCUAAAGGUAUGCUGAAAAGAGGAGACCGCAUGGAGGAACCCAUCAUAGCCUUCAUCCUACAUGAAGCUCUCAUGGGUCUCCAGCAUUUACACAUCAAUAAGACCAUCCAUCGAGACGUCAAGGGUAACAACAUCCUGCUCACCACAGAAGGAGGAAUCAAGCUGGUUGACUUUGGAGUAUCUGCCCAGCUUACAAACACCCGGCUAAGGAGGAACACUUCAGUUGGAACACCCUUCUGGAUGGCCCCUGAGGUCAUCGCAUGUGAGCAGCAGCUCGACUCCACGUAUGACGAACGCUGCGACGUUUGGUCUCUGGGUAUCACGGCCAUAGAGCUGGGUGAUGGAGACCCGCCCCUCGCUGAACUUCAUCCAAUGAGAGCUCUCUUCAAAAUUCCAAGGUGA
Ctenopharyngodon idella (grass carp) is the source of this 14759-nucleotide messenger RNA. RefSeq names its product myosin IIIA (gene myo3a). The record is from RefSeq and is a predicted model, not a curated record. The transcript is spliced from 9 exons. Gene Ontology annotation, molecular function: cytoskeletal motor activity; ATP binding; protein kinase activity. Gene Ontology annotation, cellular component: myosin complex. NCBI's taxonomy places the organism in Eukaryota, Metazoa, Chordata, Actinopteri, Cypriniformes, Xenocyprididae. The coding region runs from base 13980 to 14759 and encodes 259 amino acids. Gene Ontology annotation, biological process: protein phosphorylation.